Penicilliopsis zonata CBS 506.65 is the source of this 1485-nucleotide messenger RNA. RefSeq lists its product as hypothetical. The coding region runs from base 1 to 1485 and encodes 494 amino acids. NCBI's taxonomy places the organism in Eukaryota, Fungi, Ascomycota, Eurotiomycetes, Eurotiales, Aspergillaceae. The transcript has 2 exons. Gene Ontology annotation, biological process: protein monoubiquitination; protein import into peroxisome matrix. Gene Ontology annotation, molecular function: ubiquitin-protein transferase activity; zinc ion binding; protein binding. The record is from RefSeq and is a predicted model, not a curated record. Gene Ontology annotation, cellular component: peroxisomal importomer complex; peroxisomal membrane.
AUGGAAUACCUGCCGAGUCUUCAACGCGAAUUUGAUGAGCUGAAGCCGUCCCUUUUCGAGCUCCUCGCGGAGCAACAGCUGUCAGACCUCCUCCCUCCAUCGAUCCGAUACCUGCUGGCUGUCGCUACCCAUCGGCAUCCGCGCUACUUGCUACGGAUUCUCAACUCGUACGAUGAGAUCUACGCUUUGCUCUCUCUGGUGGUCGAGCGGUACUACCUCCGCACCUUUGGCGGGUCGUUCACGGAGAACUUCUACUCGCUCAAACGCGAGCGCGUCCUACUCACGAAGCAUGGCGAGAUCCCUCGAGCACAGCUGGGCGCUCCGGGCCCUGUCCGCGAUGCCCUGAAGCUCCGGACGCGCGAUGUCUGGAAGAACCUGAUGGUCAUGGUCGGGAUCCCGUACCUGAAACGCAAGCUCGACGAAAGCUACGACAUCCACGCUGCUCCUCAGGCGUCUCUGAUAUCCGGUGGAGGGCCACGAUACCAUCCAGGCGACGAGCUGCCUGACCGUCCGACUCUGCGCCAACGCCUUCUGCACUACUACAAGUGGUUCCUGCGGAACGUGUACCCGUCCGUGAAUGCGGCGUACUACUUCUCCAUCCUCGCUUUCAACCUAGCGUACCUCUUCGACAACACGAAAUACUCCUCCCCGUUUCUCUGGCUGAUCGGCACCCGGAUUCGCCGUCUGGGAGCCGCAGACCAUCGCACCAUCGCAGCCGUCUUGGAUGGCAAGCCUGGUAGCAGCUCUGCUCGAUCGCGCCCCGGCUCAGGCAUGCUGGGUCUGCUGAGUGUCCAGAAUCUCUACCCACAACUCCUCACCUCCCUCCGCUACUUCCUGCCCGCGUCGAUCUUUGCCCUCAAGUUCCUCGAGUGGUGGCAUGCUAGCGAUUUCUCACGGCAGCUCGCGCGCAAAGCCACCGAGGUUCUCGACCUCCCUGCUCCGAUCGUGUCCGGACUUGCCACGGCGGUGACGAAAGGACAGACGCAGAACCAUGCCGCCAAGGUCAAGGCGGAGUCUAUGAAAGAACUCAAAUCGGCGCUCAAAUCUACCCCUCGCCGCCCCAAGCCCCCUAUCUCCGCAACAUCGUACCUGCCUAUCUUCACGGUGCCCAUGCUCCCGGCUGACCCGGCAAGCGCCAACACCUGUCCGGUCUGCCUGAACACUCUUACCAACCCUACCGCGUGCCAGACCGGCUAUGUCUUCUGCUACGUGUGUAUCUUCCACUGGCUGAACGGUGAGCACCAGCGCCAGCUCGACUUUAUGAGCGGGGACGGGGCGGGUGCGGCCUGGGAAGACGAUGCCAGUGAUGACGAGAAUAAUAGUAAUACCGCUAAUAACGACAAGGACGCCGCAGCCGCGGAACAAGGGGAAUCAAAGACUCGUCGUAGUCGGCGUGGGAAAUGGGAGAGCGGCAAGGGCCGCUGUCCAAUAACGGGGAGGAGGGUACUAGGCGGGACAGAGGGGUUGAGGAGGGUAUUGAUUUGA